CGCGUGACUGCGUGCUGUCUCCAACGGCACCGGCGGACGCGGCGGCCGUCAGCGUGUGUGACGCGUCGACUGACGGGGCCUCUGGCACCGGACGGGGGUCGGCGAGCGGUCUGUGAGCGGCCGAUGCGGCGCCAUGUGAGCGGUGAGGCCCGCCAGUGACGCCCGCGGACAAACAGUGACGGGCGACAGCGGCCCGCGUAUGGAGAGUCAGCUGUAGACAAACACACAGCCUCGUUGAUUACAGGCAUGACGCGUAUGUGGCAUUUGGCAUCCGCCUUGGUCCUAUGGACCGCCAUCGUCUUCCCCCUCACAGUCGACGGGUGCUCGGAGCCGCUGGGCCUGAUGACGGGGGAGGUGGAGGACUGGCAGGUGGCGGCCAGCAGCACCCUCAGCUCGGACAAGAACUGCAACACCAAGUACGCCCGGCUGCACGGUCCCAGCGGACGGGCCUGGUGCGCCGGCUACAAGCGCGAGGCCGAGUGGCUACUCAUCGACCUCGGCGUCGAGGCCACGAUUUCCAGCGUCAUGACCCAGGGACGUGGCGAUGGGAAGCAGUGGGUCACCAAGUUUGUUCUGUCGUACAGCGAUGACGCCUAUACAUGGAAGUUCACAAACGACAUCUACGGAAAAAAACAGACGUUCUCAGCCAACACGGACUCACACUCGCUGCGUCACCUGUACCUGGACGAGCCAAUCACAGCUCGGUUCGUGCGCGUCCAUGUGAUGGAGUGGCAUGGCCACCCCAGCAUGCGCUUGGAGCUCAUCGGCUGCCAAGAGUGUCGUCAGCUGAUCAGCGUGCCACCACACGCCAAGGUGACCGCCUCCAGUUCGCCCCGCUGGCGGAGGAGACGAUCCUGCCAGCCAGAGGACGGCGUCAUCUUCAGUAGCUCAGCCUGGUGCUCCAGGCACAAAAACAGAAAUCAGUGGCUUCAGUUCGACUUUGGCCCGCCACGCAAGGUGACCGGCAUCUUGACCUUGGGCCGCGGAGAUGGAAGGAGACAGCGGUACGUCACUCAGUACAGCUUGUCCUACAGCAACAACAGCGUCGUCUGGCACUUCUACAAGGACGACAACCACCUCGACCCAAAGGUGUUUGCCGGCAAUAUGGACAGGGCCACCGAGCGACGCCACUACCUCAACCAGCCGUUUGUGGCCAGCUAUAUCCGGCUUCACCCUGUUGACUGGCACAAGCAGAUUGCUAUGAGGGCAGGAGUACUGGGUUGUCCCAAUCGAGGUGCCUGUGGCCCCGGCUACAUCCGAGUCAACCAGGGGUCACCCUGCCUUGAGAACAUGGCGUACCAGCGGCCAACCUGGGUAAAUGACAAGCGCCAGAGAUGGAAGGACUGGACCUACGGCAACUCGAAGCUGGCUGUGGACGGCGACGAGAGUAACCACCUCAACAAGUGCGCCAUCCUCGACAACUAUUACGUCGACAACCCCGUCUGGAUGGUCGAUCUGGGACGUCGCAGGAAGAUGAACGGGGUGGUGAUGGCGCUCUGGGACGGCAAAGGCGAAGACAAUUCAACUCAGUACCGCGACUACGCCCUGAACCUGGAUAAGUUGAGCGUCUACGUCAGCAACAAGCAGCACGUGGUCAGCGUAGACGCUAGGUCGGGCAGCAAGUGCGACUAUGUCAGUCGAGACAACAGCGCACUGUUCCGGCCCCGUCUGCACGUGCCGUGCCCCAGGGAGCUGCAGGGCCGCUACGUCUACAUCAAGGCGUAUGGCGUGCCUAACCGCUGGCGCAAGCUCUUCACGGCCAUCCUGUGCGAGGUGAUGGUGUACUAGAGCCAGAGUGAGCAGUGCCAAACGGGCGGCGCUGGUAUGCGUCAGCGCCGACCAAGACUCGAAAACCCGGCUGUCGAGGCUUAAAUCAGACGCACUUAGCUUAGCGGAAUGCUGCGAACAGGAGUCAUCGGCCCUGGAAUGGCGACAAGCACGUUGCCGACCUGUGCUUGACUUCAGUGUGACGCGUCUUGUGGCGUCGUGGCCAUUCCACGUCUGGUGUAUUAGAUCAGUGAAACAUCAUAGCGAACAGCGUCAGUGGAAAUACUGGUCAUUGUACAUCCUCAACAUCCCCCUUUACCUCUUAUCGCCGCUUUGAAUCGAUGUCUCUGGGUCGUCCUACGGUGAGCGACCCCUUACGUUUCCCUUCAGUACAUGUCUGCAUCCCGCGUAAUGUAUCACCAUCGACCCGCUGUCGACGCGGCGGCCAUCAUGUUCAUAUUUUACAGCCUCAACAUCAUGGCAUGCUUGCUUGCUAAGAUGAUGCAUAGUUAUAGUCACUGGACUUACGAUUACGGCCACGGUGAGACUUUUCGGCCGAAGGCGUAUGUUGUUGCUUGCCUUGCUACUGGCGCUGUUACUCUUUCCUUGCUCGUUUCACAUACCACGCCGUUUCGGCGAAGUAAACGACAACGCUCACACACACACACACACACACACACACACACACCACACACACACA
Pollicipes pollicipes is the source of this 2467-nucleotide messenger RNA. RefSeq names its product lactadherin. NCBI's taxonomy places the organism in Eukaryota, Metazoa, Arthropoda, Thecostraca, Pollicipedomorpha, Pollicipedidae. Bases 247 to 1788 code for a protein of 513 amino acids. The record is from RefSeq and is a predicted model, not a curated record. The transcript is spliced from 10 exons.